AUGGAAUCUAUAGCCUCUCAACCUCAAGCUAAUCCUGUCAGUAUUCGCUACAAUGCUACUGUAGCCCAGGAUGGUUCCGGUAACUACACCACCAUACACGAUGCGAUCGCUGCUGCUCCGGUGAAAAGUGUGAAUAGGUAUUAUAUUCACAUUAAACCGGGAGUCUAUAAAGACGAAUAUGUCACGGUGGGGAAAGACAAAACAAAUAUCGCUUUGAUCGGCGAUAGUGCUGACACCACCAAAAUCACCGGAAGCAGGAGCAACGGCGGGGGAAUUAUGGAUACCCCCAAAACUGCAACAAUGAUUGUUGAUGGAUCAGGAUUUAUGGCUCGAUCAAUAACCUUUGAGAAUUCAGCUCCACCACCCAAAAGUCAUCAAGCUGUUGCUCUGACCAAUAACGCCAAUCACUCCGCAUUCUAUCAGUGUGUUUUCUUGGGUUACCAAGACACCCUAUUGGCAAAUCACAAUCGACAAUUUUACAAGGACUGUGAUAUCUACGGUAGCGUAGAUUUUGUUUGGGGUUAUGCGAAAGCAGUGUUUCAGGAUUGCCGCUUAUACGCACGCCGAAUCGGCUCUGAUGGCAACAUGGUUACUGCUCAGGGGAAGUAUAGCCCAACCUUGGAUAGUGGAUUUUCAUUUCAAAACUGUAAGGUUACCGUUGACCCUAAUCUAGCGCUGCGUAAGAGUGAAGUGUCAGUUGUCCUUGGUCGGCCGUGGAUGGAUUACGCUACGGUCGUGUUCAUGGAGUCAUUCCUGGACACUAUCGUCAAACCAGAAGGGUGGUCGAUCAAAUGGGAUAACAUACCCAAACCCCAUAUAUUCUAUGCAGAGUAUAAUAACUCGGGUCCAGGUGCAAACACAAGUGGAAGGGUAAAAUGGCCUGGGUAUAGGGUGUUAACAAGUGCAGCUGAAGCUAUCCCUUUUACGGUUUCGAAGUUCAUAGACGGAGAUGCUUGGAUACCAGAAACGGCUCAAGUGCGAAUUGCUUUUGGUUCAAGUGAACCUUGUACGCAGUUCCAGGGUGAACCUGAUGGUGAGGUAGUGGUGGUGGUGAAGGAAGAUGACGGAAGUAGAAAAGAAGGGGCAUGGUCGGGCAGGAGGGGAAGAGAUGACAUAUCUUAUGUUUUGUGCAAUUCGCCUCAGGCGCUACAUGUGUCCUAG
This is a messenger RNA of Rhododendron vialii, 1161 nucleotides long. RefSeq names its product pectinesterase-like. The record is from RefSeq and is a predicted model, not a curated record. Gene Ontology annotation, molecular function: pectinesterase activity; pectinesterase inhibitor activity. Gene Ontology annotation, biological process: cell wall modification. The transcript is spliced from 4 exons. Bases 1 to 1161 code for a protein of 386 amino acids. Lineage: Eukaryota; Viridiplantae; Streptophyta; Magnoliopsida; Ericales; Ericaceae.